GGGAUUGGGUUGACAUAUUAAAACAGGACAAGUAAAUGUGUCUUUUCAGCUAUUCAGCCUAUUUUUAUGACUUUAUAAUUUACUAAUUUUUCUUAACACUGUACUGGUUUAAAUUCAACCUCUCCCAGUAGAGCAGCAUUCCUUCUAAGCCUGCAAGAAUUUCUCCAGCUCUAAAGGAUGAGCAUAACUUCUCUGUUAAUGUCAAAGUGGCAUUACUCUAAAUUUCUGGUUCUGCUGGCAUUUCUGUUGUUGAACACAAGAGCUAGUACGAGUUUAGCCUAUGAUAGACGUGAGGUAAUAAAGGCAAAUCACGGUGCUGUUGCCACAGACGAUGGCCGAUGCUCCAGGAUUGGAAGAGAUGUUCUGCGAGAAGGCGGCCAUGCUGUGGAUGCAGCAGUGGCUGCUGCAUUUUGCUUGGGAGUUGUCAGUCCAGCGUCUAGUGGCACCGGCGGAGGUGCAUUCAUGCUAAUAAGCUCAGAAAAUGGGACUGCACAAGCCUUUGAUAUGAGGGAAACUGCUCCCAAGAAAGCCUCUAAGAAUAUGUACGCGCAAAAUGCGGCUCUAAAAUCUAGCGGAGUUCUUUCAAUAGCAGUUCCAGGAGAAAUUGCUGGCCUUUACAAAGCAUGGAAACAAUACGGAAAGCUUCCAUGGAGAAGGCUUGUGAGGCCAGCUGCACAUCUAGCUCGUUACGGAUUCAAGAUUUCACCGUAUCUUCACAUGCAAAUGCUCAGAAGUGAAUCAGAUAUAAUGGCCGAUAAGGGACUUCGCAACUUGUUCACAUCAAAUGGUAGCCUUUUGCAGAUAGGAGAAGCCUGUUAUAACAAACAGUUAGCAAAAACACUUAGAGCAAUUUCUGCAUAUGGAACUAAACCAUUUUACAAUGGAUCGAUUGGUGUCAAAUUGAUCAAAGAUAUAAGAAAAUCCGGAGGCAUAUUGACAAUGGAAGAUUUGCAGCAAUAUCAAGUUAGAAUAAGAGAACCUAUCGCUGCAGAUGUAAUGGGAUUUAAAAUACUUGGUAUGCCACCUCCUUCAGCAGGAGGCGCUGCAAUGGUGCUAAUACUGAAUAUUCUUGCACAAUAUGGAGUUCCAAUGGAAGGUCCGAGCUCCCUUCUUAUUCAUCGACAAAUUGAAGCCCUGAAACAUGCAUUUGCAUUGAAGAUGAACCUUGGUGAUCCAGAUUUCGUCGACGUUAAAAAAGUCAUAAAUGAUAUGCUGUCAACUAAAUUUGCAAAACAGUUGAAGAAGACCAUAUAUGACAACAUGACUUUCAAUUCCAAUCACUAUGGUGGAAAGUGGAAUCAGAUCAAUGAUCAUGGUACCAGCCACAUGUCCAUUGUGGACAGUGAACGAAAUGCUGUUUCAAUGACAAGCACCGUGAAUGCUUACUUUGGUGCUAAGUAUCUUUCACCAAGUACAGGGAUAGUUCUUAACAAUGAAAUGGAUGACUUCUCGGUUCCUGCAAAACGUUCCGAAAAUGUUCCACCACCAGCACCUGCUAAUUUUAUCCAUCCAGGCAAAAGGCCAUUGUCAUCAAUGACACCUUCUAUUAUUCUCAAGGGUGGACAACUGAGAGCUGUUGUUGGUGCAAGUGGAGGAGCAAUGAUAAUUGCUGGUACAACUGAGAUUUUUCUGAAUCAUUUUGCAAGGGGAAUGGAUCCAUUUUCUUCUGUAAUGGCUCCAAGAUAUUACCAUCAGCUGAUUCCAAAUGUUCUACAAUACGAGAACUGGACAGUCGUGACAGGUGAUCACAUAGAACUUCCAGCAAAAACAAGGGCUGCCUUGCAAAAGAAGGGACAUGUCCUGCAGAGUAUUGCUGGAGGGACAAUUUGCCAAUUUGUUGUUCAAGAAUUCAAGUCAUUAAAGUUGGGGGAGCUUGUAGCUGUAAGUGAUCCGAGGAAGGGCGGAUUUCCUGCUGGCUUUUAGACGUGCAACGUCUAACAAGGAGUCGUCGACGCACAAGGCCCCUAUAUAGGAAAGCCAUAUAUGAUCAACUACAUCUGAUCAUGUGUGAUUUUUCUUUUCUUGAUGUUUUGGAGAGCUCAUUGAGACAUAUACAACUACAACUACCAUUUGGGUAACCAAAGAUCAAAUCAUAGCUAGAAGCAGGGCCGGAGCUACAACCGCGUAUAGCGGUUAGUUAAACACUCAUUCGCCAGAACAGUAUACUGUGUAUAUCGGCCAAAUAUUGCUUUUUAUUCACAUUUUAAAUGUUGGACACCGUUGAAAACUCUGGAGCCAAAUUUUCCUGGCUUCGCCACUUAUUUGAAAUUGCCUAAUAAGGACUAA
Messenger RNA from Lycium barbarum (goji berry), 2286 nucleotides. Its product is annotated as glutathione hydrolase 1-like. The transcript has 7 exons. Gene Ontology annotation, biological process: glutathione catabolic process. Gene Ontology annotation, molecular function: glutathione gamma-glutamate hydrolase. Bases 178 to 1923 code for a protein of 581 amino acids. Gene Ontology annotation, cellular component: plasma membrane. NCBI's taxonomy places the organism in Eukaryota, Viridiplantae, Streptophyta, Magnoliopsida, Solanales, Solanaceae. The record is from RefSeq and is a predicted model, not a curated record.